This is a messenger RNA of Halichondria panicea, 4871 nucleotides long. Its product is annotated as beta-1,3-galactosyltransferase 6-like. Gene Ontology annotation, cellular component: Golgi membrane. The record is from RefSeq and is a predicted model, not a curated record. Lineage: Eukaryota; Metazoa; Porifera; Demospongiae; Suberitida; Halichondriidae. The transcript has a single exon. Gene Ontology annotation, molecular function: hexosyltransferase activity. Bases 1823 to 2755 code for a protein of 310 amino acids.
CAAGCCUAGUUAUUCCCACGAUUCUGUAUACACAAAGGAUGUGUGUGUAUACAUCAGUGCCAAUAUCACCCCCAUGCAAUCACUGCAUACUUAUAAGUAUCAGGGUGAAUAAGCAGUGGGAAGUGAUUUAUAGUAAGUCUCUCUCGUAUUGGACCAAGAUGCCUAGCAGCAAAGUUUUGAUAUUGUAUUACUACAAUGUUUUGCAAACUGUGCAAGUGUAUGCCGGACUUUGUAUAUAUAAAGAUAAGAUUGCAAAUACCUAUACUAUAGUUCUUGUAUAAUUAUCACGAUCCUUGUCAGAUUGUAUAAGUUAGAUUUUCAGUUUCCCCCACACAGCAAAAGACCUCUUGAGCUAGGGAAUUUGUACAAGUAUUAUGUGACAUGUACAGUGAGUGUUUGAUAAGCUAAUUAUAAUUAGCGUAUCAAAUGUAUCGUAUCAGGGCUUUCCAAUUUGGGGAAAGUCCUGCAUGGGCUGUUAUACAGAUUCUCUGAAGUCAUAUCGUGCCAGUGUGUUUGACAAUGAGAAUUGAGAAGCUGUGUGCAAUGGCAAGAAAGUUAUGUUACAUCUACUGUGCCUGGCCAUAGUCCGGCCACCCUAUUUGAACUUUACACGGGGGAAACACUUUUUUGCUCAUUUGGUAGCCUCGGUCGGCUCUCCUUUUUCUGUUCUUUUCACAAUCGUUCAAUAAGGUAUUAAUUGGAGGAAAUAAAAAGAAAUAGAGAUAAAGUUAGAGCCUGGGAUGCGAAGUCGCGUGAGGGUGGGCAGGUAGGUUGAGAUAUUGGACUGUUAAAUAAACGUUGUGCAGGCACUGGUGGACAUGGCCAUAUAGACUUGGAAUUGGAAGUUUGUAAGCAAUUCAAUCAAGCUAGCUAGCUAUACCUACGUAUAGCUUACUAGAUCGUGUGUUUUACUUAGAUCUAGCUAGAGUCUAUUCAGUUUCUUGUCUAUUAAAUGUGUGUAUGUAUAUUUCUUGUAUGUUGUAAAAGCUAUAUAGAUCUGCUAGACACUGACUAUAAUAGCUUAUAGUCAUCAUCAUGAUCUAUAGCAAGUAGCUAGUAAGCUACGUACCAUGUAUCUCACACACGCCAAUUAAUUUACACUACAUACCUUAAGGUGACAUAUUUUUGGAGUAUUAAUUUCUGCUAUUUCUGCGAAUGAGAGUAAAAUUGCAAAAAUGUGUGCUCGCAGAUAAUUGGAAAUUGCAUUGAAUCUCAACUUGAGCAAGAAUUAGCAGAAUUUAAUACCAGCAAAAUGAGCUAAACAGUGACAUCGCAAACAAAUCUACCUGAUUGUCGAUGUCUAAGAUUAGACUGGCGGCAACAGAGCGACUGGCAAACUGCCUAUCAGUCACUCGUCUCAGCGGAAGUGUAAUAGAUCAUAUGACACUACUAAACAUGAAUAUCAUUAUAGAUAAUGUGGUUAAAUUUUGCUAUGAGAUUCAGCUACUAUGGAAUGCACUGAAUCUCCUGAAGUGUAAGUGCGGUUACAAUUACAGGGCUAAUAUGACGUUGAGCAAUCUGAUAGGCUGCAAUGCUUGUUGCAGCUGAGACGAGUGACUGAUAGGCAGUUUGCCAGUCCCUCGCGCUACGCGAGGGGCUGUCGCCGCCAGUCUAGUCUAAGAUAUAGAUCUAGGGCCGGCCAGAGGCUCUGGGUCAGAGGUGACCAUUGCCAUUGGCUCAUAAAUGUUUUCAAUAUUAUUUUCACAACUUCCUUUCCUUAGAAUUAGGAGCAUGCCAGCUCAGCACAUUUUACUGGAACAGCUGACUGCAUGCUCUUAUAAAAUGAAAAGGCUAGGCCUUGGGCCUAGCGCCUACUUACAAAAUGAGUUUGGUCAGUCAGUAUGUAGGAUGUAAAAAGUGUACAGUGUUGCUCCUAGCUUUAACCAUAUACACUGCUACUGUAUGGUACCUAGCCAAAUUGUCUCAAUGUGAGCCGCUGGAUCACAAUGAAUGGAGCCAACCGGCAGAUACCACAGCUGUAUCCAAUGACUUGCCUGAAACAGCUUAUAUUCCAAAUAAUGUACUACUCGUGAUAGUCAUUUCAAAACCCGAGAACAGAGCUAGGAGAGAUGUGAUUAGGAAGACUUGGGUGGGUAGCUAUGUCGAACACAAAAAGAAGUUUGCAGUCAAGUUUGUUAUAGGAACCCUUGAUCUGAAUGCUAACAAAACAGAGUUGCUAAUUUCAGAGAAUAAGACGUUUGGCGAUGUAUUACUUUUGACCGAUCACCUGGAUUCAUACAAGAACCUCACCAGGAAAGUUUUACAUACCUUUAUAUGGGUGGACAAGAACACAAACUACUCCUUUGUACUGAAACUUGACGACGACUCAUUCCCUAAAUUGGAUCGGAUUGAAUUGGAAUUGAAAAAAAGAACUAGCCAUAGACCUCUCUACUGGGGUUUGGUUCAAUCACGUAAACCAAAUAAAAAAGGAAAGUGGGCGGAAACACAUUGGAAGUUGUGUGACAAAUACCUGCCGUAUGCAUUGGGAUUGGGUUAUGUAUUAUCUAAAGACCUUAUACACAGAAUUGCUAUCAAUGCUGACGGUCUUACACUCUACAACAACGAAGAUGUCUCAGUUGGAGCUUGGAUCAGUCCAUUUGACUUAGAAAGAAAAAAUGACGAACGAUUUCGUACAAAGGUAGAUACAAAUUGGGAUCACAAACAGUGCAAGGACUAUCUUCUGGUUCAUCAUCUGUCUAUUGAAGAUACGGAGAAAACUCACAAAAUAAUGAAGAGUAAAGGAGUUUUGUGUUAAUGCUUGUGUUAAUGCUUGUGUUAUUGUUCUAUUCUGCGUGUGUGUUUUUACAUGCUCGUGUAACUGAAUUAUGGCUUCAUUUAUGCUUUUUGUGGUUGUCAAGUUGUGCCAGGGACUUCUACAUGGAAUUGCUAAUUAUCACUAAGCAUAAUGUUAUAGAUGGAAGCCCUUUUUAACCAAGGAAUAUGAAAUUUUAAUACUUAUCAAAAUGGAAAAAUGCAGUGGGAAGUGAUUUAUAGUAAUUAGUCUCUCUCGUAUUGGACCAAGAUGCCUAGCAACAAAGUUUUGAUAUUGUAUUACUACAAUGUUUUGCAAACUGUGCAAGUGUAUACCGGACUUUGUAAAGAUAAGAUUGCAAAUACCUAUAGUAAUUAUCACGAUCCUUGUCAGAUUGUAGAUUUUCAGUUUCCCCCACACAGCAAAAGACCUCUUUGAGCUAAGGAAUUUGUACAAGUUUUACGUGUACAGUGAGUGUUUGAUAAGCUAAUUAUAAUUAGCGUAUCAAAUGUAUCGACUUUCCAAUUUGGGGAAAGUCCUGCAUGGGCUAUUAUUCAGAUUCUCUGAAGUCAUAUCGUGCCAGUGUGUUUGGACAAUGAGAAUCGAGAAGCUGUGUGCAAUGUAAAUUAUGGCAAGAAAGUUACGUUACAUCUACUGUGCCUGGCCAUAGUCCGACCACCCUAUUUGAACUUUACACGGGGGAAACACUUUUUUAGCUGGUUGGAGCUUACCAGCUCUACAGCAUAUAGAUAGAAGCGCUUUUUAACCCAAUGGUAUAUGAAACUUUGAAUUUUAGUGAAGUAUGACAAAGUUAUGACAACUUUAUGAAGGUCAAACUCAACACAAAUAGACUUUAGAUACUGACUACAAUAGCUUAGUCAUCAUCAUGAUUUAGCAAGUAGCUAGUAAGCUACGUACCAUGUAUCUCACACACGCCAACUCAUUUACACUACAUACCUUAAGGUGAAAUAUUUUCGGAGUAUUAAUUUCUGCUAUGAGAGUAAAAUUGCAAAAAUGUGUACUCGCAGAUAAUUGGAAAUUGCAUUGAAUCUCCAACUUGAGCUAGAAUUAAGAAUUUAAUACCAGCGAAAGGAGCUAAACAGUGACAUCGCAAACAAAUCUACCUGUGAAAAUAUGUCACCUUAAGGUACUCUAUUAUGGUCACAUCUAUGGCUUAUUGAAACUCGAUCACUCUUGGAACACGAUCACCCUUUGGAACUUGACAACCAUCUACUAUUGAUGUUUUUACUUAGCACCAGCCUAACCUUAAUGGAAUGCUAUGUUUUUAUGCCUCGAGGCGUAGCCGCACGAGGGAUACGGUAAAGCUGACUGUGUGUGUGUGUCUGUUUCAUGUAACUGCUCAACGGUUGCAAUGCGACGAAAACUAUAUAGGCUUCUAGCCACGUUCUCUUGGAUUUUGUUUCGGAUUAGCAAACUACAUAUUAUAGCUUCUUUCUCGAGUUAUGGCUAGUUUGACUCACAUUGCAGUCUUUUUAGAAUCUUUCGUAGCAUCAUUUGUUCGCACAAGUUUCUAUUCAACUUAUGAGUUAGCCUUGCAGUAAAGCGCUAGUUUUUUUAUUAGCUACAAAAGUCAGAAAAGAGUUGCUAAAGUAGCAAGCUAUUUAAUUUUUGUAAACUUGCCCUCUUGCAGACACACCCCUUAUUCCUGUGGAUCUAAUGUGCAUGCGCGUUCAUCAUCCCCACGUGUAAGAAAAUCCAGAUCCUGGCGGAAUCACUUUUUAUCUUUCUUCUUGACGUCCUGGUAAUUAAGCCACAAAAUACUGCAAUGAUACCAUGCAUGCAUAUACAAUAGAUGCAUGUACGAAAGUUUUUUCUUCUCAGUUAUAAUUAUAGAUAGAUAUAUACUUAUAAUACACAUUCGAAAUCAAAUGCAAAUUUUAAAUUCCCUCUACUAUAACGAAGGAAAGCAUAACAUGGCGAGAGGCAUUAGCACAGCGCAGCUUGCAACACUCGUUGACUAAGUGAAGUGAAGUCUAUUGAGUCUAUUAUGGCAUGCUUAAGUUUCCUGCUAUAUACAGCUUUUGAUCAUGAAUACAUGUAAUCUAUUCUCUGAUUCUCACUGUUACUUCAUUAUAAUGUCUGUGGUUUUGUUGCUUUG